ACACGUAUUAAAAAAAAAAAAAAGGAGUCACCCUGUUUUACCGUCAACGUUUUUUUUUUUUGGUUCCCCGGCUAAUUUUUGCUAUCUUUUUUAGGUUAUGUUUUAAUUGAGGUAUUAUACUAACUGUAUUAAAACGUAUUAAAUUAAAAAAAAAUAAUAAUUAAUCAAUUAAAUAAAAUAAUGAUUAUUUGUAUUAUUAAUUUAUAAUUUAUAUAUAUUAUAAACAAAUAGUUUCAAUAAUUAUUAUUAUAAAAUAUAUGCAAUCUCACACACACCGGUAGCAAAAUGACGCGCGCGUCAUCAAAAAACAAAAAUAAUAAUGAUAAUAAUGCAUAAAAAAAUGUGACGCUGAUGAUGAUAAAAUGGCGGUAUUUAUUUAAAAUGGCAGGCAGUGUUGUCAUUGGUUACAAGCUCAUGUUACAUCACCAAUUUUUUUUUUUUUUAUGAUUUUUAAUAUUAAAUCAUGUCAAAGUCAGUGGCAAUUUAUGAAAAGCCAACAUCACAUCUUGGUUUACCAGAUUGGUAUGCUAAACAAUGGGAAUUAAAAAAUUUAACUAAAAAAAAUAUUGAUGGAUCAUUUGAUUUACGUAAUUCAUCAGUAACUUUAAGAAAUGAAACAAAAAUACAAACAGAUUGGGAUUUACGUAUAAAUAAUUCAAGACUUGAUGAUAGAAUUAAAGAAUUAAAAAAUUGGCAUGAUUUAUUUGGUAAAUUAUUAAAUAAAUUAAUAAAAGAAAAAACAUAUUUACAAGAUGAUAAAAAUGAGACUGAAAAACAACUUGAAAAUAUUGAACUACCAUUGCAAAUAAUAUCACAAUGUAUAUCAAUGAGAGAUUGCAGAAGAAGUAGCGAAUUAACAUAUGAUGAACCUGAUACUGAGCUAAAAAAAGAAUUAAUUGUUGUUGAAUCUGCUAAAAAAUUAUUGACUGAAAAAAUUCAUGAUGCAUGGAAAAAGUUAAAUAGACUUGAAGAAGUUAAAUUUGAGCUUAAUCUUGAUUUUGAAAAUAAACAAAAUGCCAUUGAAAUUGAUUAUGAAAGUUUCAACUUAGAUAAAAAUUCAGCUGGUAUUUCUUACAAGCCAAAUUCCAUGAGAAUUCCAAAAAACUCAAAAACAUAUUCAACAUGGAAUGAAAAUUGUAAAAAAAUAAAAGAUUUAGCUGAAAAUGAAUUACAAGAUGCAUAUAGUUUUCGUGAAGCAAUGAAUGUAUCAAGAAAACGUACGAAAAUUGAAAUUGAAGCACAACAAGAUGCAACUGAUUACUCGCUGAGAAAAAGAAUAUACACAACUCAACAAUCAAGAAAUGAAAUGGACUGGCAAAAGAGAAAAUUGAUAAAUGAAAUGGAUAUAUUGAUGAAAGAAAUAAAUAAACUUGAAGAAUCAUUGAGAGACAAAAGUUAUUAUAUAAAAUGUGCUGAAACAAGAUUAGAAAAUAGAACAUAUCGUCCUGGUUUUGAGCUUUGUCGUGAUGAAACUGAAUUUGGUUUGACUGAUGAAAUUUUACAAUUACGAAAAACAAAGCAAGAUUUAAUGGAAAAAAUUAAUUCUUUAAAAACAACUUACAAUGGUCUUGAAUCAUUGCUGAUAAAAAUCCAAGGUAAUUUGGAUGAUAAACAACACUCAAUGAUGACUGAUAUUAAAUGUCUUGAUAUUCGUGCAACUUUAAAACGUGGUGAUCGUUCAAAACUACAAAACGAAACUGAUCGUAACAUUGUGUUGACUCAACUUGAAAAAGAAAUACCACUACUUGAUUAUUAAUUACCACUUGCACAAAAAAAAAAACCAAGCAAUCUAGCACUGAUUAUAUUCAACAAUAAAAAUAAUAAUUCACUCUGCACAAUUGUGAUGAUAUAAAUACAUCAUUUGAAAAAAAAAUUUACAUAAUAAACAAAUUUUUAAUCAAAC
This is a messenger RNA of Aphidius gifuensis, 1903 nucleotides long. RefSeq names its product tektin-2. Gene Ontology annotation, biological process: cilium movement involved in cell motility; cilium assembly. The coding region runs from base 464 to 1756 and encodes 430 amino acids. The record is from RefSeq and is a predicted model, not a curated record. The transcript is spliced from 3 exons. Lineage: Eukaryota; Metazoa; Arthropoda; Insecta; Hymenoptera; Braconidae. Gene Ontology annotation, cellular component: microtubule cytoskeleton; nucleus.